CCGAGGUCGGCGCGCUCCGCCCCUCGUCCCCUCCAAGAUGGCGAGCGGUGGCAGCGGCGGGGUGGCGGUGUCUGCACUGUGGAGUGAGGUGAACCGCUAUGGCCAGAACGGCGACUUCACGCGCGCCCUCAAGACGGUCAACAAGAUCCUGCAGAUCAACAAGGAAGAUGUGACAGCCUUGCACUGUAAGGUGGUGUGCCUAAUCCAGAACGGGAGUUUCAAGGAAGCCCUGAAUGUCAUCAACACCCACACCAAAGUGCUGGCCAACAGCCCGCUGUCCUUUGAGAAGGCGUACUGCGAGUACAGGCUACACCGCAUUGAGAAUGCGCUGAAGACCAUAGAGGGUGCCCAGCAGCAGACUGAGAAGCUGAAGGAGCUGUACGGGCAAGUGUUAUAUCGCCUGGAACGCUACGAUGAGUGCUUGGCCGUGUACAGAGACCUGGUCCGAAACUCGCAAGAUGACUAUGACGAGGAGAGGAAGACCAACUUGUCAGCGGUUGUUGCGGCUCAGAGCAACUGGGACAAGGUGGUCCCGGAGAACUUGGGCCUCCAGGAAGGCACUCACGAGCUGUGCUACAACGCUGCGUGUGCGCUCAUCGGCCAGGGCCAGCUGAACCAGGCGAUGAAAAUCCUCCAGAAAGCUGAAGAUCUUUGCCGCCAUUCAUUUUCAGAAGAUGCUGACGGGGCAGAGGAGGACCCUGAAGCCGAGCUGGCCAUCAUCCAUGGCCAGAUGGCCUACAUCCUGCAGCUGCAGGGGCGCACAGAGGAGGCUCUGCAGCUUUACAACCAGAUCAUAAAACUCAAGCCGACAGAUGUGGGAUUACUGGCUGUAAUUGCAAAUAACAUCAUCACCAUCAACAAGGACCAGAAUGUCUUCGACUCCAAGAAGAAGGUGAAGUUAACCAACGCCGAAGGUGUGGAGUUUAAGCUUUCCAAGAAACAACUGCAAGCUAUCGAGUUCAACAAGGCUUUACUUGCCAUGUACACAAACCAGGCAGAGCAGUGCCGCAAAAUAUCUGCCAGUUUGCAGUCGCAGAGCCCUGAGCACCUGCUGCCCGUGUUGAUCCAGGCCGCCCAGCUCUGCCGCGAAAAGCAGCAUGGGAAGGCAAUAGAACUGCUACAGGAAUUCUCAGAUCAGCAUCCAGAAAAUGCAGCUGAAAUUAAGUUGACCAUGGCACAGUUGAAAAUUUCCCAAGGUAAUAUUUCCAAAGCAUGUCUAAUAUUGAGAAGCAUAGAGAAGUUAAAGCAUAAACCAGGCAUGGUGUCCGCGUUAGUGACCAUGUACAGCCACGAGGAAGAUAUUGACAGUGCCAUCGAGGUCUUCAGCCAAGCUAUCCAGUGGUAUCAGACCCAUCAGCCCAAAUCUCCUGCUCAUUUGUCCCUGAUCAGGGAAGCUGCAAACUUCAAACUCAAGUAUGGGCGGAAGAAGGAGGCGAUCAGUGACCUGGAGCAGCUCUGGAAACAAAAUCCAAAAGACAUUCACACCCUGGCACAGCUUAUUUCUGCUUACUCUCUGGUAGAUCCAGAGAAAGCAAAGGCUCUCAGUAAACACCUGCCCUCAUCGGACAGCAUGUCUCUCAAGGUGGAUGUUGAGGCUCUAGAGAAUUCCCCUGGUGCCACGUAUGUUCGGAAGAAGGGUGGCAAAGCUGCUGGAGACAGUCAGCCGAAGGAGCAAGGACAGGGAGAUUUGAAAAAGAAGAAGAAGAAAAAGAAGGGAAAACUGCCCAAGAACUAUGACCCCAAAGUGACCCCAGAUCCAGAAAGGUGGCUGCCAAUGCGAGAACGCUCUUACUACCGCGGAAGGAAGAAAGGGAAGAAGAAGGAUCAGAUCGGCAAGGGGACCCAGGGAGCCACUGCGUCAGCUGCGUCAGAACUGGAUGCCAGUAAACCUGUGAACAGCCCGCCCACCUCCCCGAGACCUGGCAGUGCAGCGGCAGUGUCCGGCUCCACGAGCAACAUCAUCCCGCCCCGACACCAGAAGCCUGCAGGAGCACCAGCAGCCAAGAAGAAACAGCAGCAGAAAAAGAAGAAAGGCGGAAAAGGCGGCUGGUGAAGAGAGCGCAGUGUUUCCACACUGGUCUCAGAGACACUGGGGACGCAGUAAAGGACCCGGCAGGAAGCGCCGAGCCCCCUCCA
This is a messenger RNA of Ochotona princeps (American pika), 2136 nucleotides long. RefSeq names its product signal recognition particle 72 (gene SRP72). Gene Ontology annotation, biological process: SRP-dependent cotranslational protein targeting to membrane. Lineage: Eukaryota; Metazoa; Chordata; Mammalia; Lagomorpha; Ochotonidae. The coding region runs from base 38 to 2053 and encodes 671 amino acids. The record is from RefSeq and is a predicted model, not a curated record. Gene Ontology annotation, cellular component: signal recognition particle, endoplasmic reticulum targeting. Gene Ontology annotation, molecular function: 7S RNA binding; protein binding; ribosome binding. The transcript is spliced from 19 exons.